UUGGCGUUCUCUCUGUCGACGUGAAGUGCGCUGUUUGAUCGACGUGCGUGUGCGCGAGUGAGUGAGGAGUGAGCGGAGAGUGGUGGCCUCGCUCUGGUCACUGCGCCACGCAAAACCCGAGUUGGAGUCCCACUCCCCGGCCACUGCCGACAUCGGUGGCGAGUGGCAAUUAAAACUCUUCCCGAGACUUCCCCUAGGUCGACUCAGCCUCAUCAGCUGCGUGGAGACACAAAUGCUCCUCCCUGCCCUGUGCGAUCCGCACAUCAAAGGCGGACCCACCUCCCUGUGCCACGCACCUUUUACCGUGGAUAUUACAACGUUUCGACCGUGGGAAACAUAUAUUUAGCUCAUCUAACGUCGGAAAAAUUUGUCACGCACGUGGAGGGCUUUCCCAACAUUCACCCUGUCAGCGUGCAGCAUCAUCGUCGAAGGCUUCUUGAGGCGGACAAGCUUGUUCGUGACGAUCUGCGGGUGGAAUUUAAGGCGUGUGCAGGUGACAGCGGCCGCGGAUCGACGCGAGGUAAUUGGGACACGCGAGAACAUGGAUGACGUCACCAAUCACCGCGUCGAGCACCUCGCCAUGUUCUCCGUGGACAAGCGAGCGGUGCAGCGGGCGGUGCCCGUGGGAGUGCGCAAGCUGCACGUGCUGCAGCACAAGGGCAAGGUGUGGAGCCAGGAGAUGAUGCUGCAGGUCAAUGGCCACUCCGUCUGCCUCAUCAGCAAAGACACGCAGGACGUGCUGGAGAACUUCCCGCUGGCAUCGGUGCAGCGCGUGGAGGCCGUGCCGUUUGAGCUGGAGAUCGGGUCGUCGCGGGAGGAUGGCCUCCUUGCCAUCCUGUGCCAGGACGACACGCAGAGCCGGCCCGACAUUCACCUCUUCAGCUGUCGCGAACUACCGGUGAACCUGGUCUGCCAGGACAUAACGAGCGCGCUUGUGGACGCUCAGGCGGGGAAGGGCCGCGCGAAGGAGCGUCCUGCCGUCGUGGAAAAAAUCCGAAAGUUGGAACAACAGCGGGAGGACCAGAGUGCCGCCAAGCAGCGAGCCGCCGAUGUGCCCCCCGGCACCUACACGUACACACCUUUCCCGGCCGCCGCUGCAGCGCCCAUCCCGCGGCCGGAGUCGGUGACCCAGCAGCAGCAGCCGCCGCCCGAGGCCGCGGCGCUCCCCAAGGGCGUGCGGAGCAAGGAGGGCGCUGAGCGGGCGAAGCCGGCGGCCGCUGUGGACCGCGCGACCCCCAGGCUCGCCGGGGAGGAGCAAGGAGGCCACGGUGCUAAAGAAGCCGGAGUCCAGAGGAGGGCUGAUGACAAGGAGGAGCUCGCGGAGCACCCAGAUAUGCAAGCCUUCAAGGUGGUGCAGAACACGCAAACCCUGACGCGGGCCCUGGAGGACGUGGACUUCUUCGUUGCUAAGUUGGACCGCGUGGCGUCCGCGUGCCGUGAGCUGCACAAGCGCAAGGGCAAAGGGCACAGCGCCAGGGUCGGCUCCGGAGUCGGGGUGCUGACCCUGCGUGCAAAGCCGCCCACCGAGGAGGAGUUCAUCGAGUGCCUUCAGAAGAUUAAGUUUUCAUUCAACCUGCUGGCUCGGCUGAAGGAUCACCUCCAUGACCCCACUGCCGAUGAACACGUGCAAUCCCUCUUCCAGACGCUCACCAGGGUCGUGCAGGAGAGCGGGGGCCCCGAGCUGGCCGAGACGGUGGUGAGCCCCCUGCUCACUCGCGACGCGCUGCUCCUCCUCGCUCCGUGCACCGGCGGGGACGGCAUCCACCUGUGGAGCAGCCUGGGGGAGGCGUGGAACACACCAAGGUCCGCGUGGAAUAAGCCGGCGCCCGUGCCCCACUACGUGCCCGUGUUCCGAAGCGGCUGGCACCCCCCCGCGCAGAAGAAGGUUUCGUUUGUGGACGCCGAGCCAUCUCAGCCCAGCCCCAGCGCGUGGCCACCGGGACAAACGAGGGGGAUGGCGCGCUGCCUCUACGACUACGUGGCGAGGAGCAGCAGCGAGAUCUCCGUGCUUGCUGGCGACGUCCUCCAGGUGCUGGACUCGACUCGGUCGUGGUGGAAGGUUGCCAGCAAGGGGGCCCAGCAGACGGGAUACGUCCCCCACAAUAUCCUGGAGCCUCUCAACUACAUCUUGUACCCCAUGCCCACACCGGAAAUGGACCGGGGCAAGGGGGCCCCCUUGCCACCCCCCUUGUCUCCGUCGCCCAUCGUGGGGAGCCCCAAGGGGGCCCCAGUGGACUACUACCCCAACACCUUGAAGCAGCAAGAGGGCAACAAACAUAAGCCGCCUAUACCUGCGGCGUGGAAAGACCGCACGGUGCAACUGGACCAGAUGCAGCAGGAGUUGGCGCUGAAGCUGAAACUCAGGAAGGCGGUGAAGAAAACGGCUGGCAACUCGGACGAUGAGGGCGUCAUCGACGGGGAGAGUGAUGACCCCGGAGACCUGGAGAACUGAGCGGAAGGGAGCGCUCGAGGCGGUUUUCGAACGGCGGUGGCCGUGAGCGGCGCAGAAGGCCAACGGGGAUGGGGGUGACGGAUCGAGGCCGGUGGGUUGGGGCAGAGGGGGGGGGGUGCUGCCCGUGUCUCUGCCAUCUCGCGCUAAUGUUGGGGGUUCGAUCGCCAGUGGCAAGGCUGUCACGUGGGUAUUUUCGAUUGCACCCUCGAAUUUCCCCCAUUCCCCCUCUCCCCCAAUCAUCGGCUGGAAUCUGAACUUGACACUUGUCAAUUUGUGGACCAAUACGUAAAUGGUGUCAUCACGCACGCGGCACGUGCAAACGCAAACAUGUACACUCGUAAUAAAAAAUAUACUAAUACUUUCAUUUUAUAUAGUGUCAUUUAUGCUAAUAGCAUACCACAACGCUGCACAUUAAUCACAUAUAACGACCAAAUCCCACAUAUACAGCCACUACCAAGCAAAUGGACACCCCCUACUGCCAAGUAAAAUCAGAAAUGAAUAAACAAAUUAAGAAAUGGCACCAAACAACAACAAAAAUUAGUCCAUUCAUUGAAUACAACUCAGACGUACAGCUCGCAACUACAGUAUUUGAUGCCACCAAGACACCAAACAUGCUCGCCGCUCCUCAUACAUAUGAAAAAAAUAUAUAUUAUUCACGCUCAUGCACAUUUUCCCAUUGAUGGGAAAGCUUCCGCUGUUGAGGAACGUGCCGAUAGUGAUUUAUAAUUCGUGAACGGUUCUUAACCGAUGACCAAAUACCCCGUAAUAUGCCCGAUCUCGUCAGAUCUUGAAACCUAAAGCAGAGUUGAACCCGGCCAGGGAUGGGAUGGGUGACUGGCAUGUGUGUACGUAUGAGCGUCUUUCGCACCGUACGUAGCCAACCGCGCUAAUCGGAGGUGCGCGGG
Molecule: messenger RNA, 3357 nt
Organism: Lethenteron reissneri (Far Eastern brook lamprey)
Lineage: Eukaryota; Metazoa; Chordata; Hyperoartia; Petromyzontiformes; Petromyzontidae
Product: epidermal growth factor receptor kinase substrate 8-like
Biological process (GO): positive regulation of ruffle assembly; regulation of Rho protein signal transduction; Rho protein signal transduction
Cellular component (GO): ruffle membrane; vesicle; plasma membrane
Molecular function (GO): actin binding
Source: RefSeq, a predicted model, not a curated record